Molecule: messenger RNA, 2102 nt
Organism: Echinops telfairi (small Madagascar hedgehog)
Lineage: Eukaryota; Metazoa; Chordata; Mammalia; Afrosoricida; Tenrecidae
Gene: F7
Product: coagulation factor VII
Exons: 8
Coding region: 11-1357 (448 amino acids)
Biological process (GO): proteolysis; blood coagulation
Cellular component (GO): extracellular region
Molecular function (GO): calcium ion binding; serine-type endopeptidase activity
Source: RefSeq, a predicted model, not a curated record
GGAUUUCAUCAUGGUUUCCCAAAUCCACACACUGGCCUCGCUCUGCUUUCUGUUCGGGUUGCAGCCAUCUCUGACUGCAGUCUUCAUAAGGCAGGAGGAGGCCAACAGCAUCCUGCACAGGCAAAGGCGAGCCAACGAGUUCUGGGAAGAAUUCAGGACAGGGUCACUGGAGAGAGAAUGCAAUGAGGAACAGUGCUCCUUUGAGGAAGCCAGGGAGAUCUUCCAGACCCUGGAGAAGACCAACCAAUUCUGGCGUUCUUACACUGAUGGAGACCAAUGUGCUUCCAAUCCAUGCCAGAAUGGAGGCACGUGCAUGGACCAGUUACAGUCUUACAUUUGCUUCUGCCUAGAGGACUUUGAGGGUCGGAACUGUCAGAAAAACAAAAACAGCGAGCUGAUCUGUUUGAAUGAAAACGGGGGCUGUCAACAAUACUGCAGUGACAACCCAGGGACCAAGCGCUCCUGCAGCUGUCACCAGGACUACAAGCUCAUGGCUGACGAGGUGUCCUGUGAGCCCACAGUCAAAUAUCCAUGUGGGAAAAUACCUGUCCUGGAAAAAAGAAACAACAGCGCCUCUCUAGGUCGAAUUGUGGGUGGCGUGCAAUGUCCCCGAGGGGAAUGUCCGUGGCAGGCUGCAUUGAUGCUGAAAGGGAAACUGCAGUGUGGAGGGGUGUUGUUGGAUGCCACCUGGGUGGCCUCUGCAGCCCACUGUUUCAACAAAAUCUACCGAAGGACAUGGAAGUCUGUGAAGGUGGUGUUAGGUGAGCAUGACCUUGGCAUAGAGGAAGGCACCGAACAAGAACGGUACAUUGCUCAAAUGAUUGUCCCUGAUAAGUACAGGAUAGGCCGGGUCAACCAUGACAUCAUCCUGCUCCGCCUGAGCACACCAGUGAACUUUACCGACUACGUGGUGCCCCUCUGCUUGCCAGACAAGAAGUUCUCUGAGCAAACGCUGGCCUAUAUCAAGUUCUCCUCGGUAAGCGGCUGGGGCCAGCUCCUCUACAAAGGCUCCACAGCCGUGGAGCUCAUGACCAUCAACGUGCCCAGACUGAUGACCCAGGACUGUAAGGAAAACGCAAAAAGGAGUAUCAAUGCCCCUGAACUGACAGAGAACAUGUUCUGUGCCGGCGACCUGGAUGGGCACAAAGACGCCUGCACCGGUGACAGUGGCGGCCCCCAUUUCACCAAGUACAGAAGCACGUGGUACCUGACAGGAAUUGUCAGCUGGGGCGAGGGCUGUGCAGCCAUAGGCCAUGUUGGGGUGUACACCAGGGUCUCCAAGUAUAUUGAGUGGUUGCAUAGGAACAUGGACCGGAACCUAAGCUCAGAAGGUGUGUUCCGAGCACCAUUUCCCUAGGCUACACAUCAGCUCCAGGGAACCCCAUCCAUGUGAAAAUCAAUCUGCUACUCCUUGGAGCUGUUCUUGAAUCAAAUCCCCAAAAUUCUUCUAUGGUCCUUGGGAGGGGAAUCAGGGAGACAGAAAGAGAGAGAGAUUGGGAGAGGGAGAGAGAACCAAGAGACAAAGAGUAGAGAGAAUGAGAGAGGGGAAGUGGCUGAGAGCCAAGAGCUGGGGGAGAUAAUUUGAGACGAUGGAGAAAGAGAGAGAGAGAAAGAGCUAAGAGAGAGACUGAGAGAGACUCAGAGGUUACAAGACACAGUCUGAGGGGGAAAUAAAAGUCAUAGGUAGAAACUGACCACCAGACACUUGGACUGAGUUAGACAGAGCAGAACCACAAGCCGUCAUGAAGGAUAUCUCCUAACUUUCUGGAGUGAUCCCAUACCUCACCCUGCAUGUGCCCCCAUCCCCCAGUGAUUCACAUGUGGCAGCUGAACUGUCUGUUUUCAUCAAAUCUAAUGGUUUACAUAUGUACAGUUGCACAUGAACACACACAUACAAUACAAACCUGAUGGAUGCAUGCUAUUGACGAAGGCCAUUUUCCAAUUUUUUCUUCCUCCAUUAAUUUUCCCCCCAUCAUUUCAUCUCCAUUCUGACAAAUUAAAACCGUCAUCCACACAUUUGUGUUUUCCCUGUAAAACAAUGACUCAUACCCCACAUAGAGUAUGCCCCCUGCUGAUCUGACUUAAUAAAUCAUUAAUCUUCA